AUGUCUUAUAUAUUUAACGAUAAACCAAGUGUGUGUCAUGGUUAUGAUGCAUUUACUGUUAAAGGAUUUGACAAUUGGAAAAAAGUUAAUGGCGGGAAAAAUUGUGCGUUCUUGAAGCAUAUUGGUUGUUCACAACAUAGAAAUGCAGUUGCAUUCACUGAAAACUUGAUGGACCAAGAAGCACACAUUGAAAAUAUCAUAGUGAAGCAAAAUGAAGCGCAGAUAUUGAAGAAUCUUUUACGAUUAAAAAGUUCGAUUGACAUAGUUCGUUGGUUGACAUUCCAAGCUUGUGCUUUACGAGGAAAUGAUGAAAGUCCUAAUUCCAAAAAUCCUGGUAAUUUUCUCCAACUACUAAAACUUAUAGCAUCUUAUAAUGAUGAAGUUGCAAAUGUUAUAUUAGAGAAAGCUCCUUAUAAUUUCAAUGAAGUGGGGAAUUCAUACUUUUGUUUCAUGGUUGAUGAGUCACAAGAUGAGUCUAAAAAAGAGCAAAUGACCAUAGUUUUGAUAUUUGUUGAUGCAGAAGGGAUCAUACGGGAAAGAUUCUUGGAUUUGGUUCAUAUCAAGGCACUUGUUCUUAAGGAUUUUCCUUAUGUGUAUUAUGUUCACUGCUUUGCUCACAGAUUACAACGAGCACUGGUGGCUGCUUCAAGAGAAAUUAUUCAUGUGCACCAAUUUUUUUCAAACUUAAUUUUUACAAUUAAUGUGGUUUGUGCUUCUAGUAAGCGUCAUGAUGAGUUACAAGAGGCAAAGACAAUAGAGAUUGAGCAUUUAUUGGAACUUGGUGAAAUUGAAUCAGAUUUGUUUACAUCCACAUUGGACAAACAAUUACAUGAGUUGAAUAGUAGAUUCAAUGAUCAGGUGAUGGAGUUGUUACGUCUUAGUUCUACUUUAGUUUCAAAAGAACACCCUAAAGUGAUUAACAUUGAUCAGAUUUGUCUUCUUGUUGAGAAGUAUUAUCCUGAAGAUUUUAGGGAGCAGGAGAGAAUUUAA
This is a messenger RNA of Lactuca sativa (garden lettuce), 990 nucleotides long. RefSeq lists its product as uncharacterized. NCBI's taxonomy places the organism in Eukaryota, Viridiplantae, Streptophyta, Magnoliopsida, Asterales, Asteraceae. The record is from RefSeq and is a predicted model, not a curated record.